CUGGUUUUCUGCUGCACACACUGCUCGCUGGUAGCUGCAGGCGGAAGAGGUGUGCUUAACAGUUAACCUUUUCGUCGUGAGACAAUGUGAAAAUGGCGUUAUGAAAAGAAACAGUCGCGGGCUACGGGCAAAUAAAGUUUUCAGAGCAGCAUGGGCAACACCAGCAGUGAGAGAAGCGCAGCGGAGAAGACACAGCGGCGAGAGAGCCGUGGUGGCAAAGAUGGUGCUCGACCCAAAAUCCUAAUGGACAGUGUGGAGGACGGAGACCUCUUCCAAACAGAUGAUGCAAAGGAGUUUCUAGCCUGGCAGCAUGAUCAGGAAUCAGAGGCUAAAGCCCUGCCAGAGGAAAGGCCCACUGUGUUCCGCUGGAAUGGUCCAGGGAAAGAGAUUUACUUGUCUGGCUCCUUCAAUAACUGGUCAAGCAAAAUCCCCUUGAGUAAAAGUCAUAAUAAUUUUGUGGCCAUAAUUGACCUGCCUGAAGGAGAGCACCAGUAUAAGUUCUAUGUGGACGGACACUGGACAUUAGACCCCAAAGAGCCUUUUGUGACUAACAAGUCAGGUGUGGUGAAUAAUGUUAUUAAAGUGAGGAAAACAGACUUUGAGGUUUUUGAUGCACUGAAGACAGACUCUGAGAAAUGUGCCGACUUGUCAGACUUAUCCAGCUCCCCACCUGGACCGUACCAUCAGGAUUCCUACUCAACCAAAUCAGAAGACAAACUGCGCACUCCUCCUAUACUCCCACCACACCUGCUGCAGGUGCUCCUCAACAAAGACACUGGAAUCUCUUGUGACCCAACACUGCUGCCUGAACCAAACCAUGUGAUGCUCAACCACCUGUACGCCCUUUCCAUCAAGGAUGGUGUGAUGGUCCUUAGUGCAACGCACCGUUACAAAAAGAAGUAUGUGACCACCCUGCUGUACAAGCCUAUAUGAUCUCAAUCCAUCAACCUAUUCUCUCUGGUUUCUGCCUUAUACAGUCAUCUACUGCUAAAUGUUAUUCAUCAAAGAAAGUGACCAGACCUAUCUUACACCAGCAAACUCGCAUGUGACUUUAUAUUUGUCUCUUUCUGAAAAUCAGCUUCUGAUCCAUAAACCAUUAUCUACAGUGUCUGCACAACUGUGUGUUUGCUAAAUGUAAACAAAUAUCAUUUCUUAUGAAGCUUGCAGACAUGUAAGUGUUUUGUAUGUAGCUCUUCGGUUUAUACAUUUCAAAAUACUCCUAGAUCAUUAAAAGGACAUCUGUGAUGUCUGUUGUCAUCUAUUCUUUGAGUUCUUGAUUCCGGGGAUGUCACUAAAGACUUGACAUUUAAUCUGAACAUUCCCAUCAUGUUGUUCUGGAUUUAGAAAAAUCUGCAAAUACAAUGGUGAACCAUAAUAUAACUGUUGAUGAAUGGACCACUGUGCUAAUAAAAUGCACACUAAAACAU
Carassius auratus (goldfish) is the source of this 1427-nucleotide messenger RNA. It is a transcript of the gene prkab1b, whose product is annotated as protein kinase, AMP-activated, beta 1 non-catalytic subunit, b. The record is from RefSeq and is a predicted model, not a curated record. Bases 151 to 933 code for a protein of 260 amino acids. Gene Ontology annotation, biological process: signal transduction. Lineage: Eukaryota; Metazoa; Chordata; Actinopteri; Cypriniformes; Cyprinidae. Gene Ontology annotation, molecular function: protein kinase binding. Gene Ontology annotation, cellular component: cytoplasm; nucleus; nucleotide-activated protein kinase complex. The transcript is spliced from 8 exons.